This is a messenger RNA of Apodemus sylvaticus (European woodmouse), 4731 nucleotides long. RefSeq names its product eukaryotic translation initiation factor 2 alpha kinase 2 (gene Eif2ak2). NCBI's taxonomy places the organism in Eukaryota, Metazoa, Chordata, Mammalia, Rodentia, Muridae. The record is from RefSeq and is a predicted model, not a curated record. Gene Ontology annotation, biological process: protein phosphorylation. Bases 200 to 1741 code for a protein of 513 amino acids. The transcript is spliced from 17 exons. Gene Ontology annotation, molecular function: double-stranded RNA binding; protein kinase activity; ATP binding.
GGCGACCACGAACGGAGGGCGACAUUCAGAGCCAGGACCUGAAGUACAAUUCGAAUCUGCACCAGGGCGCAAGCCACUGUCAGGAUCCAGAAACUCGGGCAGUUCCACCUGUGAGCAUGGCUGUGAGGUGGAGUAACACUAGUUGCCCCUGCAGCAUCACAGAAGACCAGCCCAUCCUGAGAGGCCACUGGGAGGAAAAAUGGCCAACGAUACACCAGGCUUCUACAUGGACAAACUUAAUAAGUACCGCCAGAAGCACAGAGUAACCAUUACGUAUAAAGAACUUACUACUACAGGACCUCCACACGACAGAAGGUUUACGUUUCAAGUUAUAAUAGACGAGAAGAAAUUCCCAGAAGCCGAAGGCAGAUCAAAGCAGGAGGCAAAAAAUGCUGCUGCCAAAUUAGCUGUUGAUAUACUUACUAACGAAAACAAGGUGGAUAGUCACACGGAUACUCCUGAACAUGGGUCAUUUGUUGGGAACUACAUAGGCCUUGUCAAUAGUUUUGCCCAGAAGGAAAAGCUGUCUGUGAAUUAUGAACAGUGUGACCCCGACUCUCAGUUGCCUCAAAGAUUUAUUUGUAAAUGCAAAAUUGGGCAGACUACGUAUGGUACUGGCUCAGGUGCUACCAAACAGGAGGCAAAGCAGUUAGCUGCCAAAGAAGCGUACCAGAAGCUGGUAGAGAAAAGCCCAGUGAAAUCUGUCAGAGCAUCCUGGAGCCUUGCCACAUCUCCAUUCAGUGACUACAGCAGCUCGGCUAUGACAGAUAACUGUGCUUCCCAGUCAGCAUCUGGAAGUUUUUCCUCAGGGAUCAUAUUUACGAAUGGUCUCACAGAAAAUAAAAGGAAAUCAGGAGUAAAAGUGCCACCUAGCGAUGUGCUAAGUAAUAAAUAUACCUUGGACGCCAGGUUUAAGAACGAUUUUGAAGACAUAGAAGAAAUUGGCUCAGGUGGAUUUGGCCAAGUUUUCAAAGCAAGACACAGAAUUGAUGGAAAAACAUAUGCUAUUAAGCGCGUUAAAUAUAACACCGAGAAGGUGGAGCGUGAAGUACAAGCGCUGGCAGAACUCAAUCACGUCAACAUUGUUCAAUACUGUUUUUGUUGGGAGGGAGAGGACUAUGACCCCGAGCAAAGCAGGAGUGAUUCAAGUCGAUACAAGACCCGGUGCCUCUUUAUUCAAAUGGAAUUCUGUGAUAAAGGAACUCUGGAGCAAUGGAUGGAAAAGAGAAGUCAAGUGGACAAAGCUUUGACUUUGGAGUUAUAUGAACAAAUAGUGACAGGGGUGGAUUAUAUACAUUUGAAAGGUUUAAUCCAUAGAGAUCUUAAGCCAGGUAAUAUAUUUUUAGUAGAUGAAAAACACAUUAAGAUUGGAGACUUUGGCCUUGCAACAGCCCUGGAAAAUCAUGGAAAAUCCCGAACAAGGAGUAUAGGAACUCCUUCAUACAUGAGUCCAGAACAGUCAUCUUUAGAGCAAUAUGGAAAAGAAGUGGACAUCUUUGCUUUGGGUCUUAUUCUAGCUGAACUUCUCCACAUGUGCUGCACUGGUUCAGAAAAAUCAAAGCUUUUCCAAAAUGUAAAACGUGGCAUCUUCCAUGAUGAUAUAUUUGACUACAAAGAAAAAAGCCUUCUACGGAAAUUACUCUCAAAGAAACCCAUGGACCGACCUGAGACAUCUGAAAUCCUGAAGACCUUGGCUGAAUGGAAGGACAUCUCAGAGAAAAAGAAAAGAAACACAUGUUAGGGCCUUUCUGAAAAAAAAAUCAAAAAAACAAAAAAAAACGUUUCUCUGAUAUGUGGUUUUCCUUUAACUAUCUGCAGUCUGAGGUGGAAUAUCAGUGAAUAUUGUAUUUCUUUCCUUAAGUUAAUAACACUUUCCCAGAUAGGUUUUGGUUAGGGUGACCCACAAAUAUUGUAUUUAUUGGCCUUUCUCAAUUGUUAAUUGCUGGGCCUAUGGCUAGCUAGCCAAAUAUGUAAAUGUUUCUCAUCUGCCCAAAGAGAAAGGCAAGCCCCUGUGGGGAAGGUCACAGAGUACCCACUGCUAACUGGAUGAUUAAGGACCCUGGCUUUUUGCAUAAUAAAAAGCUGGUAGCCAGAGCUAGGCAGAAGGACCUGUAGAGACACAGAUAGAGACACAAAGGCAGGGACUAGAAUGGAGCAGGGAGGCAGGGAGAGAGAGAGAGAGAGAGAGAGAGAGAGAGAGAGAGAGAGAGAGAGAGAGAGAGAGAGAGAGAGAGAGCGCCACAUGAAGAAACAAAAUGGCAGAAUAGUAGGCUUAAGUUAGAUGGGCUACCUGAGAGACUGUCCCAGAAAACAGGCCAACAGCCUUAUACUAUACAGAUGACUCAAUGUCUUCCUGUUGCUUCAAAAAGAAGCUUAUAACCUUAAUUUUUUUUUUUUACAAUUCCAUACAUGUAUUGCAUUCUGAUCACACUUUGAACCCUCUGCUGUUUAUGCCUUGUCUGUCAUGUGAACUGCUGCCUCUGAAUGUAGGAGUUCAAGUUAAUCCAUCUGUUCUUAAGUUGCUUCUCUCAGGUAGUCAGUCAUUGUGAUAAGGAAAAUAAUGAAAUGGUACCAGAAGUGGGGUUGUAUUGCAACAAACCUACUGUUAGGCCUUCAGAAUUGGUUUGUGGGAGGAAUGUGGAAAAGUUUGAAGCAGCAGGCUAGAGAUGUCCUCAAAUGGUAUACAUCAAACUUAAUGUGGUAGCUCAGAAGUCUCCGAGAAAAAGGAACCCAUUGGGAAUUUGACUAGAUACAGGGCAUUUGUGUAAAAUUCAAAAGACUGGUGGGGGAAAUUUGAGGCUAUGGCAUGGUGGUUGUCUCCUGCUUUUAACCAGAGUUACAGUGCAAAUUUGGAAGGAGUGAGUGGAAAGAUGUGAGAAAAACAAAGUUCUGGGAAAUGGCACCUUUAAAGACAAAGCAGGUGUAGAGCUGUUAAAAUGAUUAGUGCACUAAGAGAAAUCAUGCUCAAUACAUUGCUGGUAUCAUAGGAGCAAGACUACACCUGUGGAUGGCUGCACAAUGUGAAAAUGAAAAGCCAUUUAAAGAUCUUUCAUUUCAAAAGUUCAAACAGAAAUAUACAGAAUAUAGAUAUAUAUAAAUAUAGAGAAUGCUAUAGCCAUAGCCCAAAGUUUAUGCUUCAAGAUGGUGGCAGGACUUGGCAUCAUCUGCAUAAUGCUGGUUUUACAGGAAAGCACAAUGUAAGGGUCACAGGGGCAGAGACACUUGUCCCAUAGUUCCAUAACAAGCCUGUGGGGACAACGUAUAAUAGGUGGUCAGAUUCCUUGAAGAACGGCUCAGAGAGGCUGUGUGAAGAUAUAAAGGUGAAACCUAAGUUUUAUUUAUGACCCCAGGAUGUGGGAGAUGACAAGAACAUAGAACAUCUGUUAAAGAAGCAGUUGGUACUGAUUGGAGAAAGCUUGUACACACUUUAGGCAGCCUGGGCUGUAAGAAGCCUAUUGGAGCGUGGGGCAGUGGACUGUGCCAGGAAACUUGGUGAGGUUGAACAGGUCAGAAGCUCUGGAACCCAGAGGGGAUGGUAGGAGCUUCACCUGCUUUCUUGUGACCACACUCCCCACAUAGGAACUGGUAUAGAUCUGAAUGAGUUCUCCAUGCUAAUGAGGUAUCUAGAGGCCCCAAGCACUUAGCCAAUAAACUUCCCUUCCCAGACAUUCCUUCCUGCAAAAGGUAUUUAAUCUCUGGCCCACCCUAAGGAGGUGGUAUGUAUCCAUUUUCCACAAUGAACAGUCAAUAAAGUUUGGAACCAAGGACUGUCUCUCUCAUCAAGAACUUCAGUGGGGAGCAUGAAGAGAGCCUAUGUUUACAUCAGCUAAGCCUCUUGAGAAGGCCCCUCCAUACUCCUGUACUCCCAGACAAUCUGCAGCUAAGCCGGAUUCCCCAUAUCCACUAUCCACCACCCCCGUAUACUCCCCUGCCCCAAGCUCCUCAGCCCCAGGACCCAAAUCUGUUCCCAGCUCCCCAUUAUCCAGUGGCAUCUGGAUGUCCAGGAGUUUGGGAGUUCCCUUGCCCCGACCCCUACCCCAGGCUCAUUUUAGGCCAGUAGACUCCUACCCUCUGUUCCUGACUCCUUCUGCAUGGUUUCCAGAGGUGACUAGACACCUUGGAGCUUGGGAACCCCAGUUUUGGCCUUCCACAUCUUAGGCUGCAUUUUCCUACCUGGAUCAGUAUAUCGGUGCUUCCUGUGAGACAGUGGGUAUGGGGUAAAUGCAAUAUGGCGCUCCUGCAGCCGAAACUGAGCAUGGCCUGUUUCACCUGCCAGAGCUGCACUCCCACACCCCAGUGGCAGGGUGAAACUGAAACCACCUUGGAGUUCAGAUAAUGCUGCUGUGCAUUCCAGACAAUGGACACAGAGAUGCAGCCUGUGUUUGUCUACUUGGAUUUAGCCUUGUAGAGGUCCAGUCUUUCUUUGUUGUUCUCUUAGACUUGCUUUGUGUAAUAGUGAUUGUUACUUUGUGCCUUUGCUUUCGUUUUUAUAGGCCUCACAGUUAAGAGUUUUCCUUUGCUUCUCAAAGCACUUUGGGCUUUUGAAUGGAGCUGAAUAUUAAGAUUAUGGGACUGAGGUGGGACUGAAUGCAUUUUGCAUUAUCAAAUGGCCAUGAGCCAACAGAGACAUGGACAGGCUUUACCAAAUGAGGCUUCAAAUCUUUCCUGUCAUGUAGGAUUGUAUCGUCUGACAUUGAGUCUAAAUAAAUAAAUAAAUCUCUCCUUCCUUAA